GGGUCUUUUCAUUGAACGUUUAUCGUCCUUCGCUUAUUUCCGUCUUGUUUCUAUCCUUUAUUAUUGUUCAUUUUAAUAUAUUUAAUUUAUUCAUAAUAGAAUCGAGGGUAUUGAGAGUGAAAAGUGUGCGACCGUGAUAUUUUAAUCUGCAUAGUUUUCCUUCCUUAUCUCUCUUACUUUUUUCUCUCGUUUCACUUUUAUGUACGAAACAACAAAGAUGACUGGAGAGAAAAGGAAGGAUCAUAGAGAAAACGGUGAAGAAGAAAUAUUUUUCACGAUCGAUCGAUCGAUCGGUCAAUCGAUACGGUGAUACGUUAUUGGCAGCGAAGACUGCUGUUUGAAAUUUGUUUUCGAGGUGCUCUGAUGGCACCCGAUCUCGAAAAAAGAAGGCAAGAACUUCGGAGGACCGGCAGCGGCACCUCGACGAGUCCUUGUCACGAGCACGUGGGGAUGCUAUUGCAACUUGCCCGUCCGAUUCCCAUCAAGUUUAUAUCACCGACGGAUCUUUAUUUUCACGGUAACAAUGCAGGAGGCUCAUCGUCCACGGUGACAGGAUCCAUUUUAAGGAGUUCCAUAGCACCUAACAAUCGAACGCACUCAAUCAACAGGAGAGCGGUUCACCAGCAACGAGAGCAGCAGCAACAGCAGCAAUCGUCGAUUCCUUUGAGCGGUGCCACUGCUCAAAAUUCGGAUGAUCACGAAGCAAGGGCAACCAGCUCGGCGCAAGACGCUUGCGACAAUUCAAACGAUUCUGGUCUUGGUUUCGAAGAACGACAACAACAGCUCAACACUGCUAACGCGUGGAACGGCGUCGGUGAAGAGGAUUCGAAGAGAAGAAAAAUGGAUAUAAAGCUUGAAUCCGAGGACGCAAAUUUUUCUUUUCCUGAGGUUCCUCAUUCUGGCAAUCCCGAAGGAAAAACUUCAAAUAGAGGUACGAGCAAUGGCAUCGGUCUUACGGCAAUCUCAGCUACUAGAACAGGAAACGGAACUGCUGGCACCGUAGGUAGGGUCAUCGGUGUUACGAAACCUCGUCCAGCCAUGGGUGUUUUGGGUAAACGCUCACCGAUAACUCACCAAGGCCCCGUCACGCUCACCUCGCAACUUUCUACCACAUCUAUAGAUGGAAAGGUACAAUUACAGAUCAUUUGUCAGCCUGAACAACAACACCGUGCGCGUUAUCAAACGGAAGGUUCAAGAGGAGCGGUGAAAGAUCGCACAGGAAACGGAUUUCCUAUCGUACGUUUGAUCGGUUACGACAAACCGACAACCCUUCAAGUUUUUAUCGGCACAGAUCUUGGCAGAGUAGCACCACACAUGUUUUAUCAAGCCUGCCGAGUUAGCGGUAAAAAUUCGACACCUUGUAUCGAGAGGAAAAUCGAUGGCACGAUCGUUAUCGAAGUGGAUAUGGAUCCUUCGAAAGAUAUGCUUGUAACCUGCGAUUGCGUUGGUAUCUUAAAGGAACGUAAUGUUGACGUGGAACACAGAUUUCCACAAGAAGCAGGUGUACUUCAAGGACGAAGCAAGAAAAAAUCCACGAGAUGUCGUAUGGUUUUCCGGACGACAAUUACUAACUCGGAUGGUAUUACGGAAACGUUGCAAGUUUGUUCACACCCUAUAGUUUGCACUCAACCACCAGGUAUUCCUGAAAUUUGCAAAAAAUCUUUAACUUCCUGUCCGUGUACCGGAGGACUAGAAUUAUUUAUUCUGGGAAAGAAUUUCCUGAAAGACACUCGUAUAGUGUUUCAAUUGGAUAACAACGAUAUGUCGAGCAAUUUGGAGCCUCACUGGGAAUGUGCCGUCCUACCCGAUAAAGAAUUCCUUCAGCAAACUCAUUUGGUAUGCGUUGUGCCGGCUUAUAGACGCCAAGACUUGGCUCCUUCGGAAACUGUAAGCGUAAAACUUUAUGCGGUAUCUUCGGGAAAAACGAGUGAACCACACACCUUUUUCUACACGGCUGCAUCCACUUCUUCCGAACCAUCAAUGAGUAAAGUCGAAUCUAUAACACCACCACUUGCUACGACAAACGGUGAAGCUGCUGCUCUAUCGUCGUCUCCUUCGGCAGUAACCUUGACAACCGGUGUCCCCGCCAACACUUUGGUACAGUCUGCCGCUACAGCAACAUCAAAUUUCUUGACAACGAUGCAAUCUCAACAAGCACCGAAUCAACCACCAGAAGCUCUUAAAAGCGAUCCAAGUCCUCCUCCAACAGCUACGCAAUCUCAAGUAACACCAGUAAUGAUGUGGACCUCUCAGUCAUCAAACUGUCAGAAUUCCUCAGCCGAUGUAAUGAUGCCACCUCCAUCCUUAAUAUCAAAUCCUCUUUUAAAUCGACGCUCCUCUUCGAAUCUUCAAUUAAUUCUUCCGGACAAUUUAAAAACAGAAGUAUUGGAUGAAAACAGCGAAAACAGCAUGCUCAGUGAUAAUAGUAUGCAAAGUAUACCAACACCUACAGCGAAUGGUCCAACAGGAACAAGUCCUUUACAACAACUCGUUAAUGAGAAUUCCAGAGAACCUGCCCAGUCCAGUAUGAUCAGAUCAGUAACUGUACCUGCAAACGGUUCUCCGGUACAAGAAGCUGUGAGUCUUCUUGGUGUUGUGGAUCUAAUACGUAAUCAACAUCCUCUAACUAUGGUUUCUACUCAUCAGAAUACAUUCGGAAGUAUGCAUGAAUCAUCUCAAGUCAAAGUUCUCAGUCCACAUCACAUCAACAAAGAUACUAGUUCGAUAUUGACGGCAGAAAACACUUCUAAUGGCAGUAUUCAGGGUGCUGGUGUUGUCGAUCUCCGUAUGAAACAUCAUCAAUCCGAGUACAAUGCGUUAUCUAGCUUCGCUGCUUCCUCCGUAGGACAACCUUUACCAGCUCAAAGCGGUCACAGCGUAGAAGAAUAUUUGAGUCACAUCGAAUCUACCGUAUCUACGGUGAAAGAGCAAGAAAAUGCUGAAAGUAAUUUUGUAGAUGCCAUGCAACAACGAGCUUCUAUAAUCACUUCUAAUCGACAAGCGGCUCAACAAUCUCAAACUGGUCUCUUGGUACCUUCUGCGCAAGCUGCAGCUGUGAAAUUGGACGUGCUAGUGAAUUCCGCUGCAGAAUCUCAUCAAAUUGUGUCACCUUUGCAAUCAGUAAACCCGAAUUCUACAAACAUAAUGAAUCACGUCGACGAUGCCAUUUCCAGUCCGCAGCAAGGAACUAGAACGAGUCCACCAAUCCCAGUGAAGACGAUGCUGCUCGAAGCUCUAAUGCCACAAUCGGUUUCACAGUCGGUGCCACCAAUGGCAGCAACUGGUGCAAACGCUGUCUCGUCUUCCGCGUCAGUUCAAGAGUCUCCAUCCAAUGAGAGUUUACUCACGACGAUUAACGCUGCACUUUUGCCACCAGUUACGAUACAGGAAUCGUCGGUAACUGCAAAUGGAACGCCUAAUUCAACGGUUCAGUCACAUAACGCGCUUCAAGUUACAAAUGAAACAAUAGCUACAACGGCCGAUCAUAUUCAACAGAUGCAAGCUCUAACUCAACAGGAAGUUGUGGUAAUACAGCAACAAGUACAACAGGUCGAACAGGUUGUUGCGCAUGCACAACAGCAGGUAGAACAAGUGGUAGCUCAGGUACAACAGCAGGCGGUACAAGCCGUACAACAAGCGCAACAACAAGUAGUACAGCAAGUUGUACAGCACGCACAAGUAGUUCAACAAGCAGUGCAGCAAGUUCAAGCGGUACAACAGGUACAGGUACCUGCAGUUCAGCAAGCUGUACAACAAGCCACACAAGAAGUCGUACAACAAGCUGUACAGCAAGCAACUCAGGAAGUAGUUCAACAGGUGCAAGCUGUUCAGCAGGCGGUACAACAGGCUCAAGCGGCACAAGCUAUGCAGCAAGCUGUUCAACAAGACAUUGGAUCGAUGUUGAAUCAGCCAGCAGGAUUUGUGGCAGAAGCGAGUUCUGCCUUGGCUAGCGGUGCUGCUCAAGAACCUUCGCAGCAGAGAUUAACAACUGCAGCUGAGCAAGCAAUCAACAACGUAAUUACGAAUGCUACAAAAGAUAUUAUCAAUAAUCGACCAAUCACGACGACUACGGCGCACGCCAUCAUUGCUACGAAAAAUAUACUAAACAGCGUAGCGACUCAAAGCGCUCAACUAAUGAAUAGUGCCAUGGAAGGGAUUUUACCUAAGUCACCUCCUGGGCAAAGUAAUAUAGUCGAGCAAGUCACUAGCAAAUCGCCACCUGUUGCUUUACCUGUUACUCCUAAUAGACAGAACGUUAACGCGUCCAUACCAAACACAGCACCAAGCGCUGCUGGUUCUUCCGUGAGAAAGCCUGAAGAUGUGGGAAACAUGCUACCUCAGGAACUCACUUCCAUGUCAGAACACGAACUUCUCAAUUACAUUAAUCAUAGCUGUUUUGAUCCUCAGGGUGGCUUUUUGAUGUAGUACUGCCACUUUCUUAUCAUACAAAGAAUAUAUUCGAUCUGUUUAAUAAAUGCAUCGUGAAGACUCGUCAAGACGUUCGAUAAAAUGUUCGUCAAAAUCGUUUACUUUAAAUACAGUACCAACGAUUUUUACGUGCCACGAUACAGUGCCACGAUAUCCUUUACGAGUUUGUGUGUGAUAGGAAUGAAGUCGAUUUUUUUUAUUAUUAUUAUUAUUAUUAUUAUUAUUAUUAUUAUUAUUAUUAUUAUUAUUAUUAUUAUUAUUAUUAUUAUUAUUAUUUAAGUAUGAACGAAAUCCGUUGCAACUCCGGAACAAUCGAAAUGUGCAUGUAUAUGUUAAGUGAGACGGGCGCAUACCGCGCGACAAUUAGGGUUUCGUUAUAUUCUUUUCUACGAGUUGUCAAAUGUGAUAAUUCAUUAAUUUAUCUAUAUCAAUGUCUGCGCAUCCAGGUGCCUUUAUUCUUACGAAAUAUCUCGAAUUGGUCUUUCUUUCGCAAAGGUGUUACAAAAGAAAGAAAGAAAAAUUAUCGUAAGUAUAUUAUAUCCUAUGUGAUCAAUCAUGUACUGACCCCACUCAAAAUGAAAUCUCUGUGCACAGUCAUGGAAUUGAGUGUAGCCAAUUUAAGCUUAUCAUAUUUUAACAUAUGAUUCCGAGAAACAUAAUUUGAUUCUACUUUUCCUCUUCUGACUUGAUUUCAUUAUAAAAAAUGGAUCAUUUGUUAUCUGACUUCGUUCCAAUUAAAUAUUAAGUAUAAUAUAUUUUUUACGUUACACGUUGUUUAAUAAUUGAUAUUUUUUGUUGUUAAUUAGUACUGAUGAUAUAAUUAUGUGAUUACGUUGACUAUAUUAUUGAUGACAGAGAGAUUAUAUAUUAUUAUAUAUGUCAAUAUAGAGAGUAAUAGUUAGAGGUAUAUAUGUUAUAUAUAUAUCGUGAUAUAUAUAAAUACGAAAAAAGAAAUAUAUAUAUAUAUAUAUAUAUACACACACAUACACACAGCCAUAUAUAUAAAUAUAUAUUUUUUACAUUUACCCAAAGAGACGAAUGAACGGCCAGAUACGAGGUCAAGUGAACUUAUUGAAGAUUUAACGAAGUCUACAUAUACAUGUACACAUACAUGCGCACUUAUAUGUACGUAUGUAGAUACGACAUAAAUACAUGCGUAACAUCGAAUUAUAUUGGGAUAUAUUCCCUUUUGUUCUUAAUAAGGGGUGCUAUAAGUACUAUGAGUACGAAUACUCGCCAAGAUUAUCUAAUAUUAUAAAUGCGAAUUUUAUAACGAAAAUAUUGAAACAUUUAUUGUCGUGAUAUAUCUUUGUAGCAAAACAUAUAUUUUAUAUCAAUCAUCUAAAUGUGCCGAUAUAAUGUCCACGGUCACGUAAGUGCAUUCACGAUCGAGAUGUAAGAUGCAUCUCACUCGCAAAAUAGCCGAAUGGCAAAAUUAUAAAAAAGAAAUCAUUAUACUAUGUGGUAUGUAUUUUGUCACUGAAACUUAUUUGUAAUAUAUACUGUACACUGUAUACGCACAUCAAGUGUUAAAGAUUUGCCAUCUGAAAGAAUGCCCAUGAGUAUGUAUUAUUGUUACUUCUAUAAGUUGAAUAAAUGUUUCACAGCAUUG
Messenger RNA from Vespa crabro (European hornet), 6040 nucleotides. RefSeq names its product nuclear factor of activated T-cells 5-like (gene NFAT). The transcript is spliced from 7 exons. The record is from RefSeq and is a predicted model, not a curated record. Gene Ontology annotation, cellular component: transcription regulator complex. NCBI's taxonomy places the organism in Eukaryota, Metazoa, Arthropoda, Insecta, Hymenoptera, Vespidae. Bases 364 to 4425 code for a protein of 1353 amino acids. Gene Ontology annotation, biological process: regulation of transcription by RNA polymerase II. Gene Ontology annotation, molecular function: RNA polymerase II cis-regulatory region sequence-specific DNA binding; DNA-binding transcription factor activity, RNA polymerase II-specific; transcription factor binding.